Molecule: messenger RNA, 1215 nt
Organism: Lathyrus sativus (Indian pea)
Lineage: Eukaryota; Viridiplantae; Streptophyta; Magnoliopsida; Fabales; Fabaceae
Source: the annotation of a GenBank genome assembly
AUGGAUGAAGAUUUGGUUAAUGAGAGAAUUCAAUUAGAGGCUUCUGAGGAUUCACAGCGCCAGACCAAAGAGGAUGAUGUGUAUUCACCGAAAAUAGAUAGCCGAAAGCUUGUAAAAUCACAACAACCACUGGAAUAUAAUGCUAUUCUGCAAGGUAAAAAUCUAGUUGAGGCUGUUAGUGAAGCGGCUACGUCGCAGCAUCCUUAUGCGAUGGUUGAGGAACUAACGGUAAAAAGUUACAACGGUUCGAGCUUUGAUAUUGGUAGAUCAAAUAGUCAAGUGCAAAUGAUUAAUAAUCAACAGAAACAUUGGCAGAAUCUUUAUCAGAUGACAAAUAAUUCUGGAAAUGGAAAUUCAUUAAUUGAUAUUGGGUUGAUAAGUAGUGGCCAGGCUACAUCUAGUGCUUGGGAAGAUAUUGGAUCCACAUCUUUUCCAGAGUUAUUAGCUAGAAAAUCACAUAGUGAUGGUCAGAGCAAUGUCAUUGAACACUUGGCAGCUGCUGAGAGUAAAGAGGGUGCAUGUGAUAUUCAUCGAGGAAUGCGGACAAAAGUAUUAUCCAAAUCAGGGUUUGUUGAGUAUCUUAUUAAAAAUUCAUUGAAGAGUAAGGGUGUUGUACAUAAAGGUCCAUCUUCGGAUCGCUUCUAUGUUCAACCUAAAGAGAAAAAUCAGGUAAAACCUGGCAGUGGUGCAAAUCAGAAUUGGAUUAAGACUAGCAUUGGCGCCAAUCAGAAUGAAAUGAAGACCAACACUGGUAUAGAUCAGAAACAAAUGAAGACUGGUAUUGGUGCUCAGUCAAACUCUAAUAAAUCAGUCAAGUAUGAUUCCAAAACUGCAAACUUUCCGUUUCACAGCGAUGCUUCUGUGCCUAUGUCUAGCAUGUCUGAAUGUGACGGCGUAACAUUGAGAGAAUGGUUAAAAUCUGGCCAGCGCAAAGGAGGAAAAGUGGAAAGCUUUACUAUAUUUAGAAAGAUAGUGGAUUUGGUGGAUGACUCUCACUCUCGGGGAAUUGCAUUGCAUAACCUUUGUCCAUCUUACAUUAAAUUGUUACCAUCAAAUCAGGUCAUGUACAUUGGGUUACCUACUCAAAAACAGACGGCAGACAGUGUUGUAAAUCCUGAAGUUCUUGACUUAGAUAAUUCUUUUAAUAGAAAAAGGGUGUCUGAGCAAGUAACAUCUUCCUCUAUUGAUAUGGAGUCCAAGAAACAAAAAAAUUGA